Molecule: messenger RNA, 3977 nt
Organism: Silurus meridionalis
Lineage: Eukaryota; Metazoa; Chordata; Actinopteri; Siluriformes; Siluridae
Gene: bmi1b
Product: bmi1 polycomb ring finger oncogene 1b
Exons: 11
Coding region: 2027-3013 (328 amino acids)
Biological process (GO): negative regulation of transcription by RNA polymerase II
Cellular component (GO): PRC1 complex
Molecular function (GO): promoter-specific chromatin binding
Source: RefSeq, a predicted model, not a curated record
UGUGCGUGAAUGCGGACUUUACAACGCGUUAUGAGCUGCGUGUGUCUUCUGUUGCACCACCGCCACAACGUUGAGUCGUGUUCGUGGCUCUUUCUCAGCAUGCACGCGUGAAAAAAAAAAACGCGAUUGUGCGUUAUUACGUGUAUGCAUGAGAGAAACGCGCGUGAGGCACGUGGAGUUGUUGGAAAGCUGUUUUGUGGUUCACGCGCUUUGUGCGUGUUGCAUCUACUUUGUAAGAAAAACAAAAAAAACAAAACCUGCGCCAUGAGUCACGAAACCCGCACCACUUUCUAUCACUUGUUCCUGACAAAAUAUUAUACAGACAUCGUUUCAGAGGAUACACACGUGUUGUCUAGACGCUGGAGAUUUGCAGAAAAAUCGACAUAACCGUAUUGUGGUGGUGCAAUGUGAUUUUAUGAACUUGAUUUCACAUGCUGACCCUUCUUCAUCUUCUUCUUAUUCCUCUUCUUCUUUAGUGCGACCUGCGACUUAUCCUAUUUUUAAUAAAGAAUUAUUAUAAUCGUAGUUUCAUCUGUCAGUUUGAAUAGCAGUGCAAUAAAUCAGGUGUCUCUUUAUUUAGCAAAUUAAAGUUUUGUGUCUGGAUGAUUUGCCUCCAACAGCAAACCUGAGAUGAACAGAGUUCAGAUUCUAAGCAUUGUAGUAAAAUAGCAAGCACACAAGUUCCUCUUUGGGACAAGUGUGUAUCUACCAAAAAUAUUCGAAUCAAAAAGUUUGAUCCUAGAAACACAUGUGGUGCACGUGCAGUUAUGAGUUUAACACCUGAUUUCCAGGUACACUGGAUUGACCUGUUUCUUAAUUAUUAGCCUUUAUGUGCUGCAUUAAACACGACAGCUGUUUGCCAGAUGAUUCAACAAAUCCAUCAACCUGUUCUAAGUUGGCAUCAAUUCUAAUGUUCCUAUAUUCUCUUUAUCUUCUAAUCAGGAUGUUUAGUAGAAGAACCUGUAACCAUCUCCUCAUCCUGAAAUCCAAUCUCAAGCCUCUGUGGCCUCCAACAGGAUUUUAGCUUAAAAUGCAAAAGUCAUGACACGAGUUGAUGGAAUAAAUGACAAGCAAUUAGAUGGUCAUGGGGUUGGAGAAAGAUUUAUUCCUGCUGGAUGAGUAUAAGAGGUGUGUGUGAUGAGGAAGAUGUAGGAGCACUGACUUUUCUACUGAAUCAAGAAAAUAUAAAAGUGGUGAUUAAAUAAAAAUGAUAAAAUAUGCACCCUUUUUUUAUUCUCAUCCUUGCAGUAUUUGAUAUGAAUAUUCAGUGAGUAUUUCGUCUUUGUGUCCUGCUGAACAAUUCGAACGGGGUUCAGGGUCAAUUAGCGGCACGUGAUCAUUUUUUUUUUUUUUUUUGUAAUUAAUAAGGAAUAACUGAUCGCAUCCCGAUCCGUGUUAAUCCUGGCGUUUGCAGAUCCCGACGUGUUUGCAAAAGACGUGAUGAUGUUGCUCGCAAAGCUCGCGGGCUUCCUCUUUUCGACUCAGAGGAAACGACAAGGAAGGCGGGGUGUGCAGCUUCUUCACGCGCGCUGCCUUAUAUAUCUUCCCCCUCCUUCAAAUCCGUUUUACAGCCAUUCCAGCGUGGCUCAGAUGUCAGCAGAGAUGGAGAAGAAGAGCGAGCGGAAAAUAACAACAACAAAAAAUCCCCCACGCCUUUAUAUGGAAAUAUUUAGACGCGAAACAAUGGCGCUCGUGCCGAAACCGUGUGGCAAAAUGGCAGCCGAGGUAGCGCCUGUUUUCGGUCUGAAACAUAUGCUGCAUCAAAGGAGUGUAGUGAAGCAUGGUGUGGUUCAACUACGCCUUAUUAAUGCUCAUGUGUCAUAAACUGGAAGAUCCGGCAAUCCGCACGGAUCUGCACCUACUGGCAUGGUGCCAACCGCUGUCUCCAUGGCAACACCGAGUCUCGGUAACCCGUGGUCUUCCCCAUCCACGUUGUAAAUCACGCCCAGGGUCCCAGAUAGGGUCCAAGGUCCCUGACGAUUUUCCUGGAGUGGCCUAUGUGCUGUGAGCAGGUGCGCGAGGCCUCAUGACGAUGCACCGAACCACGCGGAUAAAGAUCACGGAGCUAAACCCGCAUCUGAUGUGCGUGUUAUGCGGCGGUUACUUUAUCGACGCCACCACCAUCGUUGAAUGUCUUCAUUCAUUCUGUAAAAUGUGCAUCGUGCGCUAUUUAGAGACCAGUAAAUACUGUCCCAUAUGUGACGUGCAAGUUCACAAAACCAAACCCCUGCUCAAUAUCAGGUCAGAUAAAACCCUUCAGGACAUUGUGUACAAACUGGUGCCUGGUCUGUUCAAAAAUGAAAUGAAACGAAGAAGAGAUUUCUAUGCAGCACAUCCAUCAGAUGAUGCUGCUAACGGAUCGAACGAGGAUCGGGGAGAAGUAGCCGAUGAGGACAAGAGAAUAAUCGCUGAUGAUGAGAUCAUUAGUCUCUCCAUUGAGUUUUUUGAUCAGAGCAGAUUGGGAAGUGGUGACAGGGAAGACAAAGACCCCACGAAAGAGGCGAAUGUGAAGAGAUAUUUGCAAUGCCCGGCUGCUAUGACUGUGAUGCAUCUCAGAAAGUUUCUCAGAAGUAAAAUGGAUAUUCCAUGCACCUUUCAGAUCGAGGUCAUGUAUGAAGACGAGCCUCUAAAGGAUUAUUACACGUUAAUGGACAUCGCCUAUAUCUACACAUGGAGGCGGAACGGUCCACUGCCUCUGAAGUACAGGGUUCGUCCUGGCUGUAAGAAACUAAAGCUGAGCAGCGCACCAAGCCGUGGGAAUGCGGGCCGAAAGCCUGAAACGGAGAGUGACUCUGGAAGCGAAAAGCUCAGCAGCCCCGUCCUUCACGCUCCUACACCUUCCACGUCGUCUUCUCUGCCGAGUCCGAGCGCCCCGGUCAAAUCCUCCCACUCGAGUUUUUCUCAUCUCACACCAAUCAACGGAGUGUCCAACAAAGCCGGGCCCAAUGGCCAAGUCUCAUUCGUUAACAAAGCCAGCAAGGGUUCGGUCAAUGGGUCCAAUUCUCUCGGGUGACGAAACGUCUAAUAAACUUGAAAAUCUGCCAAAAGUAGAGCUGCAAACUCGGACGCAACGUUUGUAGGGAUUAUAGUGAGCGACAGUGAUUUCUUUGGACUUGGUAAGAAAAGCUACGUCUGAUAACUCUGGUCUCUUAAGAGUUAGCCCAUGCAACGGGAGGUGUUUUUCAAAAAGCAGUUUCUUCACCAAAUCACCAUUUCCUUUUGUAUUAUGUAUGUUUAAGUACGUAUGUUUAACUAUGACUUUUUUUUUCCUGUCCAUUACUAAGCAUUUGUUGGUUGAAUAGAGAUCAUGAAGUAUGUUUUGUGCAUGAAGAACCAAGGAUGGAAGCCAGGAAUCUUCUAUUGUAUAAACUCCGAAUCAUUCAUGUAGGUUAGAGCUUCAGUGUGUAGAAGCUGAUCGUCUUUUUUCUUUAAACAGGAAGCAGCGUUAAACGAGUCCUGAGCAGCUGGUCAUAAAGACAACUGAUUAAUCGUCACAAACGUUAAGGGCUUUAAGUUCUCCUUGUAUUUUUUAUUCAAGUGUUAAGCUCUGUACUUUUCAAAAAAGAAAUGUAUAUGUGACAAAAUGAAGGAUAAACGAGAUACUUUUGGAUGCUCUCGUUGAAAUCGGAGUUCUUUAGGAACCUGUUUUGCUUCUGAAAGUUCUUCAGAUGGUUCUGCUGGUAAGACAAUUUAAAGAUGCUCUCCAAGAAGAUGAUGGAGGGAAUUAUGAUGAAGUGCGACCUUUAAAUUCACCAAUGGACAUUAGAAAUGACCAGAUUAGGUUUAUUUCUCAUCUUUAAAAAAUAUUUGUCUUUUUAUUGUUUAUUUGCCUACAAGGACAUUUCAGUCUUUUGUGCUCCAAAUGUCAAACUGAUUUGACAAGUUAUUUUUGGCCAAAACACUUUCAGGCCUGUGUCUGGUUUUCUGUUGUACGAUAUAAAAACCUGUAUCUGAAUAAACAUUUUACGUUUUUAUUA